UAAAUAUAUGUGUGUCGCACGCAACACAAUAUUGCUCGCCGAGCUGUGCUGUACGUAGUCUGGAAGCGGUCUUAGUGUGUUUACACCUCCAGACAGUCCAGUGCGCGGCGGACACGGCGGAGAGUACUCGAUGCUGUCAGACCCAAUUGUCAGCGGACCAGUACUCGCUACGGUUUGUCCAGAACGAUGACUGUGUCAAAAGCGGUCGACCACUCGUCGGUGGUGGCACGUCUUCGUUCGGUUAUCGUUAGGUAAAAUCUAUUAGUUGUUGUCGUUGUUUUCAACACUACUUGCAAUACUUAAUACUUACCUAUUUGAUUACUUACUAAAAUAUUGCUUGUAACAACAAAUUGUUCGGUUCAGUCUACGUCGCGUCGAUCGAGCGUUUCGGGUAAAAUGUAUACUUGGAAUUAAAUGUUGGCCGUAAACAAAAAGUUGUCGCGUCGCGUUAAAUUGUAUUUCUCCAGGAUGGAAAAGGGCGACUGGAACGCUCUGCCCAGUCUCGUACUCCACCAGGUAUUCACGUAUCUGCCGCAAAAGUCCAGGCGGGCCGCGUCGUCCACUUGCAAGCACUGGAGGUCGACGCUGUACCACCCGCUGUUCUGGAAACACUAUGAUCUCAACAUUUACAUCGGUGAAAACUCCAUAGCCGACAUAGAGUCCAAAGUGGACUACGCCAAAUCGCACAUUCUACCGUUGGUACGCAGCGUGCGUCUGUCGUUUGAUUCCCGCAGUCCGUUAUGUUUCGAGUUGGCCACGGCAGCCAUAAACGCCCUGUUGGACAACGUGCUGUUGAACAACAUCAAAGUCGAGAUCGAGCACCAGCACGGCGUGUUCACCAAAGACGAAUUUAUAUUCAACGGCACUCCGGAAAUGGUGUAUUUGUGGUCGCUUCGCAACUAUUUGGAGUACAGCAUUUUGAACAUCGCUCAAAGAAGGAAUAUUGAAGAGUUCAGUUUCGGAUACCUGCAUUUUUACUGCUGGCACGAUUUGAUUAGUAUGUUGGCCAAACACAGUAGUCACAGUUUGAAGCGUUUGGAACUCAUACCGUUGGAAUCGUCGCUCAUCAAAGAGCUUUCGAACAAUUCGUGUUUUAUCAGCUCGACUUUUAACAACUUGACGUUAUUGACCAAUUUACAGAAACUGAGUUUGGAUCUCAACUUCAGUACGUGCAACUUGCUUCCGGCGCUGUGCACGAUGCCUCAACUAGAAACUCUGGUGUUGCGUGUUCUGAAAAAAAUUGAUGUCGACAUUAGCGAUGACGUGUGGGCGGAUCUAAAGAAAAAUUGCCCCAAACUAGGACUGAGAUUGGCGAUUAUCGAAUGUAAGUCUAUGGUUAAAAAGUUGCAUAGGAAGUUGCUGAUGCCGUCAAUGCCGUUGACGCACCUCAAAGUGCUUUUUUGCGAUAUGCUUAACGUAAGAGUGUUACGCAAACUCUUCGACUACCGCCAAACAUUGGAGUCUUUAAUUUGGGUCGAUGACCGUUCGGAGAAUCCCACGAGCCUGUUGGACGGCCAUUGGCCUAUUGAUCGUUUCGGAGGCGAAAUUGAAUCGAAUCCGCUCAUCAUCUUGUCAUGGGUGUGCAGCAAUCUAAAGGAACUCGUUGUUCACGGCUAUUUCAUGGAAACCGUCGACGUCUGUGGCAUCGCUCGGCUGCGAGGGACGAAUUUGAAACGCUAUGAACUGCUCGAAGAGGAUAUUUGCUUUAACCGGGCGUGGAACGUUAUGGUAUACGAUGACGUCGUGGAAGAUGUUACCAAAUGGAUGGGACAAACGUGGGAACCGUUGCGCAAGCGAAAUGUAUUUCGCACACACGCUCAUUACACAAUACACUGCAUUGCAGACGACUCAACUAACGUAAAUUAAGUUUAAAGCCGAUGAUUUGGUCGUGAGUUACUUAGAUUCCUAUUUUUUUUUUUUUCAUCAUCAUCUCUUUCAAGAAGAUAUUUUUGGCCAAUAUCCUUUAAGCUUGCAUUAAAAAAAAACGUCAUAUUCCGUUUAAAUUAAAUGUUAUUUUUUUAGGUAUUUUUUAGAAAAAAAAAAAAUAUUUAAAACAUUUUGAACAUUUAAUAUAAAUCAUCUUACAGACAAAAAUAUUUUAAAAAAAAACACUAAAAUUGGUGAUUUUGAUCUCAACAUAAAAACUAUUCUUGUUAUAAUUUUUUAAACAGCGUCAAAUCAAUUAAAGUAUCGUGUCGAAACGGCUUAAUUAAAACUAUUAAAAAGGUAUUGGCUAAAAAAAACUUCGAAAAACCUGCCGCCGAGUUAUAGGUAAUAGGUGUAGGCUUAUCCGUUUAGCGGACAAUUCCAAACGUUACUAAAGUUAGUAAAACUUCCUCUUCUCGUAGCAUAAAACUAGUUACGUGUUUCCUCUGUGUAAAAUUAAGAAAAUUUGUUGAAACGUUAAAAUAACUUGAGUUUGAAUUUUUUUGCACGUUUCAAUCGGCAACAUUAAGGUACAAUUUUAUUUUUCAAGUAACGUUCAACCUACGUUGUCGGAAUAGUUUCUAACGUAGUCCAAUCGUUAAGAUAUCGUAUAAAAAAACUUGAUUGAAACAAUAAGACAGUUUAGAGUGAAAAACUGUUAAUAACGACUCAAAGUUACCAAGAGAUAAUAUUUUUAAUUUACUUUGUUACCGUUGCGACCAACAAGAUGUUAUGCAAACUGUUUGUAGACAUUUGUAGACUAAAGUAAUCAUCGUUUGUGAAAUAUUUUCUUACCCAAAACCAAUGUUGAAGUAUGAAAAAGAAAAUAGACGAUAAAAAAAAUUAAAUAAGGAAAGAUCAAUUUUUUAUGUGACGAUCAAUCUUAUUAUAAUAAUAAUAAUAAAAAAAAAACACUAUUAAUAAUUAAAAAAAUAACGUAAUAUAUCGGAAGCCGAGCAAAAGACUCAAAUCUAGUCGAAAGCCGAUCGAACGAGUAUCCAUUUUUAACGACAAAUUUUUUUCCUGUCGUAAUGCCGACUUGAUUUAAAAUAAUAAAAUACAUAUAAUAUAUUGUAGCUUACGUUGUGCUACUAAUUUUGAUUGAGUUCGACUAAAUAACGAUGCACGAUCGGUUUGCCCGGCUACGAUACGACUGUAAAAUAAUCGUUCCUACCACACACGUACGUUUGUUGGUUUUUUUAGUGUUUUCCACAAAAACUACAUAUAAGUACAUUUUUUUCUUUUUUUCUUUUGUUUUGCUGACUGUGAUAACAUCUGUUAAAAUAUAUUAUGUACCCACGACAUAGCGUUUAGCCAAUUAGAACUGGCCGGACGUUUAGAACGGACCGUCGAAGAAAAUAUUGUUAAAAUCUGUUAAAAUUGUUGUUGAAAAGUGUUUGUUAAAAAAAAAUAUAUAUAUUAUAUAUUAUACUUAAAUGUAAUAAGCGAUGUGAUCUUAGAAGAGAAUUGUAAAGAUCUAUUUAAAAAAAAAAAGAAACUGUGAUGUUUUGUAAAGAUCAAGUCUAUAUUAUAUUAUAUCUUAUAAAAGUAAGCGCCGUCAAAAAGCGUCAGAGACGAUUGCCGGUCGUACUUGAAAUUAGUUUUACCAAAAAUAUCUUACGUAAGUCUUUACAUCGGCUUGUAUUUAUUAUCGAUUGAUGAUUUGUGUGAAUUUUUUGAUCAACAGUAACACAAUCUAAAACAUUAUAUAUAUAUUUAUAUCUAUAACGACUGAAACAAAAAUGCUACCAAAUGAACGAUAUUACUUAUCGUUCAUA
Adelges cooleyi (spruce gall adelgid) is the source of this 3704-nucleotide messenger RNA. Its product is annotated as F-box only protein 33-like. Gene Ontology annotation, biological process: SCF-dependent proteasomal ubiquitin-dependent protein catabolic process; positive regulation of protein ubiquitination. Gene Ontology annotation, molecular function: protein binding. Gene Ontology annotation, cellular component: SCF ubiquitin ligase complex. The transcript is spliced from 7 exons. Bases 415 to 1866 code for a protein of 483 amino acids. NCBI's taxonomy places the organism in Eukaryota, Metazoa, Arthropoda, Insecta, Hemiptera, Adelgidae. The record is from RefSeq and is a predicted model, not a curated record.